AUGGCGGAAAAGACCCCGUCCCGACCGAUAGCAGUGACGACCACCGCGGCGACAACGACGGCAACAACAACAGCAACAACAGCUGAGCCGGUUUACAGUGAACAGGACGAACAUGUGACUGAAUCACGUCGUACAUGUUCUUCAACCGAUUCCGGACGGAGUAGUAUAAGCAGCAGUCAAACAAGUCAUUGCGACGUGGAUUCCGCGGAUAAGAGUGGUCUUACAACACACAUUGAUCAUUUACUCACCGUGGAUAAGGCAUCCAGUUCCGAGCACAAUGUGAUCAAUUCGGCUCCAAAUGAUUUAGUCGAGGAUUUAGACAUGUACGCGGAUGUCACAUUGAUUCCAAAAUCCACUAGUACACUUGUAUUUCAUCCGAAGGAAUCCAAAGUUCACACAAAACGUGCAUCCAGGACAAAAGGAGGAAAAAGCUCAAAAAGUCGGAAACAAACAACAUCGAAAUCGGUCGAGAGCAACGAACCUUCGACCAAAAAUCUCCCCUCUCAAAUGGAUAGUCACAAGAGUACUUCAAAAGAACAGAAAUCAGUUAGUAGCAAAGCAUGCGAAGUCAAUACCGCGGUUUCAACAUCGAAUUCGACUGAGGCAUCGGAAUCAGUCGACUCAAGCACACUUGUGCCGAGCAAAAGCAAAUGUUUAACUGUUGCUGAACUGAGACGAAAUCGCAAGCAUUAUCUAGUCCGGGAGCGUCGUCUUCGAUCGAUGAAACCUUUGACACCUCUAACUCAGCCCAGAAAAGAACUGAUGGAUUAUUGCAGCACUCAAGAAAAGGAAGAAACAAAAGCUAUUCACUCUCACCCCGUGAAUUCUGUUGAAAGUUGUGCAAUACAACCGGAUACGACCGGUCCGGAACCUUCACCUACAUCAGUCACAAGUGCUUCGCCCAAACACGUUUCGCGAUCAAUCACACACGGAACACAACCCCAGACUUUGGAUGUGGAAAAACCAGAUGUAAAAUUUUGCUCGUAUUCCAGCUCCUCAAGUCCUUUACCGAAUUCUGGUCCUAAAAUCCGAGCUUCAUUGAGUAACAAACGUCGACCACGUGCCGGUGGUUCGCCCGUUUCAACUAGCAAUUCCUCAAUUGGUAAACCUCAUUUCCUGCAACGUGCGGGAAAGUCUGUGCCAAUAAGACCAUUAUUACCCAUGGAAUUACAGCAUAAUCAUCCGUUGUGUACUGUGACGCAUCGUAAACAGUGGACCGAUAGAAACAAUAAACGUGUAGUACAAAAUUCCGCUUUGCUGCCAAAUCCGCUGUUUCAAAGCACUAACUGUUUAUGUGUACAGCACAUGGAUGCUUCUGGUAUGUUAAUUAAUCAACCCUUGUACUGGUUGCUGCCGGGUUUCCAAUUUAACCACUAUGCUCAAACGUCUGACACAGGGAUAAGGAAUGCAACAGGCGAUGUGAAACAAUCCAGUCAACAGUUCUCUCCCAUGGCACAAACGGAUGGUCCCACCUUGCUUCCGAGCUCAUGGCACCAAACCGCAAAUCCCUACGGUGGACCUGAUUUUUCUGGUGGAAAUUUUGGAAAUACCAAUGAGCUAUGCGGUCAGCUUGUCGGUAUUCAACUGCCACCCGACAGUAAACUACACAGUGGAAAAAAUUACUGUGUACAGAAAACAUCUUUAAGUGCCAAAGGCUCAAGCCAAGAACUACCCAGCGUCUCUGUACAAACCGAGGAUAUGAGCAAAGGGACUGGUGACAUGCCUGUUUCGACCGAUGGUUUGAACCAACUGGAACGAAAAACAAACAGAACAGAUGCACUGGACGUGAAUAAAAACGUAACUCGUCAAGGAGAUUUGAAAGCCAAUCCAAACAGAGAGGCUGAUGAUGGAACAAGCACGUAUAUAUCAUCACUUUCGACUAAACCACGAUCACUGCUUACUGUGGGAGAUGGUGUGCGGCAGGGAAAUAGUUGUUCUGUUGCGGUGCCUAUAACGGGAUCCGAGUCAACAGACAUUUCGCGUUCGUAUAUUCUAGGAGCAGGUAUUCCGGAUGGGAACGCAACCACCGGACCCAUCAUGCCUAAUGUCAUCACUUACAACAAUAAUGGUGAUUCCUGUGUAAUGCCCACAAGUUUCAUAUACGUUUACAGUGCUGAUGGCCAGUUGUUCGCCAUUCCAAGCACAGCAAUGCUCUAUCCAACUCCAACAGUUCCCAGUGCCGAUGUUGGUUCGGGGAGUGAUUCUGCCUAUAGCAGUCCACCAGCUGUUCUCUCGGCUCAAGCUGUUCACGAGGCUGCUAAUCUACACCAAGCGUACACUGCAACAACCAAUUUCGACAUUCCUACCGGGGUAAUUGGCACCGCUCAGGAUUUGAAUUCGGCCAACACUUUAACACCACACUAUGAGCCAAUGUGCACAAACCAGUUGACACUCCCUGGACAAAUUCCAUCGAGUUAUCCACCGGAAGUCAAUCAGUGGUCCGGUUGCACUCUUCCCGUGGAUAGUGAACACGCAUCCGGAAUGAAUCCGCCCCCGCAGAAUCAGAACCCGAUAAGACCAAUUUUGAUCUCCUCACAAAACGCCAAUAUUAUGAUGCAAAACGCUCUUGCACUCAGUGGGCAAUACAUGUCCGGAAGUAUGACGUCAAAUCAAAUACCAGCAUCUAUAAUUGGAUCUGGUGAGCGAAAUGGGAAAGAAUCACUGGCGGUUCAAAGUUUGGCCACAAUUCGUUCAACACAACACAGUCAGCCGCUCAAAAUCUCCGAGAAUGGUAAAAAUCAGAAACCAAAUUUCGAAUCACAGUCGGGCCUGUUGGGACACGCAAAAGCCGGUGGAUCCAUUCUGGGCGAUUCCAAAUCCAUGAUAUUGCAUUCAAUGCCCUCAUUCAUGGAUGACUUGGCUCGAAAUGGGUCCAACGUUCAAAUCAGUCACGCACGCCAGAAGAAACAUUCAUCAAAAACCAAUCUGUAUAUUCGGGGUUUACCGUCCACGUUCACAGAGGAACAGCUGCACACCUUGGCUCCGGACAAGGAACUGAUUCGGUCCGUCAAGCUUAUCAGUGGCACGGAAGGGGAAAUGUAUGGAUUCAUCGAUUUCACAAGCAAUGUGGCCGCUCGAGCUGCACUACUCCAUAUCAAAUCAAACAAUCGUGAACUUUACGUCAAUUUUGCCUAUGAGUCAGAAAAGGAUCCACACAAUGUUUAUAUCACCAAUAUCCCGGAAACAUGGACUGCUGGUAACGUAGAAGAUUUGAAGAAAAUAUUCCAACCGUAUGGACAAAUAGCCACUGCCAUUGUAAUGACCAAGCGAUCGAACAACUUUUGCACCGGUGCCGGGUUUGUGCGAUUCGUGAGAGCCGAGGAUGCUCAACGCGCAAUCGAAGGAAUCCGUACUGCUCAAAUCAAAUUAGACGGCGGAAAAGGUCCGUUAGAGGUCAAGUUAGCCGAUCGUCAAAAGCCGGUUGAUGACCAAAGCAGCUCUUCGAAGUCCAGAACCUCAAAAUCCUUGAAUGAUGGCAAUCCGCACGGAUCCGAUGGUUCCAUUGAAACACAGACCGACACUUUUCGUCAUUCAAACAAUCAGUGCGUGAAGAAAACUAGUGGUUGUCUGUUGGCUGCGGAUCCAGUAGCUCCGCUUCUGGGACUGGCGUUGAAUGCGGGCAGUCCAGGCAAUCCACGUUCUACGAGUGCUGCUCCUGUCGGACCAGGUCUCUUAUCGAAUGCAAACAAUUUCAACGUCCUUAGUCGCCUGAACAACCCGGCAUCAUUUGCGAUGGCCAUUCAAAGUGCCCUUUCCAAUGCACCACCACUCGUUCAUUCAAACCUUUUGUUACAAAAUCCAUUGCAUGCGAUCAAUUUCUCCAUUUCAAUGCCCAAUGAUUCGCAGUCGGUUAAUCAGGCGAAUUUAUUGCCUUACCGUGCACAAGCAUCGCAUGUCGCCAACCUCUUAUCUCAACCACGGGGUCCGCGGAUCAAUACAGGUUUACUACAGAAUCCACCGCUUCCAACAACCGCACUAUUCCCGAAUCAAACCGGUUUGAUCCCUAUGGUGCGUGGUCCUGUAGACGAAAUAAGCUACAACUCCCCAUCGAUUGGUGUCUCAGGAACACAGUCACAAUCUGCUAUUCUAGGUCACGGAGAUAUGCGACGAGUUGUGAGCAACUCGCGUUGUGACGAAUGGGAAUGGGGCUCGUGUUGUUCCAGUCUGCCGUGUCGAUACGGGAAAAAAGAAGUAUUGCUAUAA
Molecule: messenger RNA, 4203 nt
Organism: Echinostoma caproni
Lineage: Eukaryota; Metazoa; Platyhelminthes; Trematoda; Plagiorchiida; Echinostomatidae
Source: the annotation of a GenBank genome assembly